CGGAGUAUAAAUCAUUUAAUAAAAAAUAAAAAAAUACAAAUAAAGAAAAAGAUUCAUUUCUUUCUUUUUUUUUUCAUACACAUAAUGGGUAAACAAAAAACAAAGCAAGCACUUCCUCUUCAUAAGAUUAUUAUGGUUGGUUCUGGAGGUGUUGGUAAAUCAGCUUUAACGUUACAAUAUAUGUAUGGAGAUUUUGUUGAGGAAUAUGAUCCUACAAAAGCUGAUUCAUAUCGUAAGAAAGUCGUUUUAGAUGGUCAAGAAUGCCAAAUUGAUAUACUAGAUACAGCAGGUCAAGAAGAAUAUGCAGCUAUUAGAGAUAACUAUUAUAGGUCCGGUGAAGGUUUUCUUUGUGUAUUUUCUGUUUGUGAGCAAGAAUCGCUUGAGCAUACUCAAGAAUUUCGUGAUCAGAUUUUACGAGUAUUAGAUGACGAAUCGAUUCCUUUUAUUUUAGUUGGUAAUAAGGUUGAUUUAGCUCAUUUACGAAAAGUAGAUGCUUCAGAGGCAAAAGCAUUAGCUAAUGACUGGCGCUGUCCUUAUAUAGAAACAUCUGCUAAAACAAGACAAAAUGUUGAAGAAGUUUAUACAAUGUUGAUGCGACAGAUUAGAGAUAGAAAGGCUAAACAGCAGCAACAAAGCAGUCCAGAUAAAGAUUCUUGUUGUAUUAUUCUUUAAAGUCUCUCCUUUAAAGUCUCCUUUGUUUCUUUCCUUUUUUUUUUGUGCCCUUAUUUCCUCGUGUAUUAUUCAUUUCAAUGCAGUAAAAAAAAAAAAAAAAAA
This is a messenger RNA of Cokeromyces recurvatus, 774 nucleotides long. Its product is annotated as small GTPase superfamily. Gene Ontology annotation, cellular component: plasma membrane. The coding region runs from base 85 to 672 and encodes 195 amino acids. The transcript has 4 exons. NCBI's taxonomy places the organism in Eukaryota, Fungi, Mucoromycota, Mucoromycetes, Mucorales, Mucoraceae. The record is from RefSeq and is a predicted model, not a curated record. Gene Ontology annotation, biological process: Ras protein signal transduction. Gene Ontology annotation, molecular function: GDP binding; GTP binding; GTPase activity.